Penicillium coprophilum is the source of this 246-nucleotide messenger RNA. The record is from RefSeq and is a predicted model, not a curated record. Lineage: Eukaryota; Fungi; Ascomycota; Eurotiomycetes; Eurotiales; Aspergillaceae.
AUGGUCAGUGCCACCACCAAGUUUAUCAAAGCCGGGAGAAUUAUCGAGAAAUCGAAGAAGAAAGCCAUGUCAGGAAAUGUUGGCGUUCGAGUGCAGGAAAAGCGGAUACAAAGGGAAAAGGUCGAGGAAUCUUCCUACAUCCGUGAAGGUUGGAUCCGCAAAGCAGGGGAGAAAAGUCAAGUGUUCACUAAAGAGGAUAUGCAAGAACUUGAGAGUGAGAUCCUAGAGGAACUAGGAUAUAUCUAG